AUCACAAGUUCACAGAUCACCGAGACAUUUCUUCAGCUUCAUUUGCUUGCACUCUACCCUAGACUCGCAACCUUUCAACUAAGAAGUACAACAACUCCAAACUCACUAUGGGUUUAAUCGGCAGAAUCAUCUCACAAAGGCUCGGGCCUCUCAUGGGAGAUACCGACCAAGGACAACAAAAUGCCCGCCACCAAGAUCCUUACUACCAUGAUCCGUACCACAACGGCGCUCACCAGAACUUCCAUCACAACCCGCCCCACCACUGCCAUCAACCGCAGGUCAUUAAUGGGGGGUACCACUACGCAACUCCCCAGCUCUCAUCAAAGCGUCAGCACCGUACUGAGCGCCGAAUCGAGCGCCAUUACCGCCGCGCCGAGCGAAGCAUGCAACGGGCCGACCAUAAGGUAGACCGGGACCUUCGGAAAGCAGAGCGACGAGGUCACAUUGUAUCCAUGCCGGUGCCCGUUGGGCCAUCAAUGCCAGGGGCUCCUGCGAGUGGUCAAAGGUUUUCGGGAGAGCCGAAUGGUUAUGAGAUGAGGGAUAUGAGAUCUCAACAGCGACGAGAGGCGUUUACACCGGAGUUAGAGAGUCCACAUGUGUAUGCAUCAGAGUUGGACAGUCGGGAGGCGGGACCCGCCAGCCGCGAUCCUCGUCACCAGUUUGAGGGUGCACCACCGCCCGCUUACGAGGAAGUUGUGAACAAGUCGUGAGCGGUUUAGCUGGGAUUGAUUCUGAUGGGAGUUUGGAGUACCUGGGAUAGACGAGCCAUGAGUCGAUAGUACCAAAUAAUCAAAAGUUUCAUAUUCUGUCAAGCGAUUGUUGAGAA
Ilyonectria robusta is the source of this 826-nucleotide messenger RNA. RefSeq lists its product as uncharacterized. The transcript has a single exon. The record is from RefSeq and is a predicted model, not a curated record. NCBI's taxonomy places the organism in Eukaryota, Fungi, Ascomycota, Sordariomycetes, Hypocreales, Nectriaceae. The coding region runs from base 108 to 710 and encodes 200 amino acids.